Molecule: messenger RNA, 2923 nt
Organism: Procambarus clarkii (red swamp crayfish)
Lineage: Eukaryota; Metazoa; Arthropoda; Malacostraca; Decapoda; Cambaridae
Source: RefSeq, a predicted model, not a curated record
CAAGAGCUCUCAGACGGUAGCAAGAGCUCUCAGACGGCAGCAAGCUCUCUCAGACGGUAGCAAGCUCUCUCACACGGCAGCAAGCUCUCUCACACGGCAGCAAGCUCUCUCAGACGGCAGCAAGCUCUCUCAGACGGCAGCAAGCUCUCUCAGACGGCAGCAAGCGCUCUCAGACGGCAGCAAGCGCUCUCAGACGGCAGCAAGCACUCUCAGACGGCAGCAAGCGCUCUCAGACGGCAGCAAGCACUCUCAGGCGGCAGCAAGCGCUCACAGACGGCAGCAAGCACUCUCAGACGGUAGCAAGCGCUCACAGACGGCAGCAAGCACUCUCAGACGGCAGCAAGCGCUCUCAGACGGCAGCAAGCGCUCUCAGACGGCAGCAAGCACUCUCAGACGGCAGCAAGCGCUCACAGACGGCAGCAAGCGCUCACAGACGGCAGCAAGCGCUCUCAGACGGCAGCAAGCGCUCACAGACGGCAGCAAGCGCUCACAGACGGCAGCAAGCGCUCUCAGACGGCAGCAAGCGCUCACAGAUGGCAGCAAGCGCUCACAGACGGCAGCAAGCGCUCUCAGACGGCAGCAAGCGCUCACAGACGGCAGCAAGCACUCUCAGACGGCAGCAAGCGCUCACAGACGGCAGCAAGCGCUCACAGACGGCAGCAAGCGCUCUCAGACGGCAGCAAGCGCUCUCAGACGGCAGCAAGCGCUCACAGACGGCAGCAAGCGCUCUCAGACGGCAGCAAGCGCUCACAGACGGCAGCAAGCGCUCUCAGACGGCAGCAAGCGCUCUCAGACGGCAGCAUGCGCUCACAGACGGCAGCAUGCACUCUCAGACGGCAGCAAGCGCUCACAGACGGCAGCAAGCGCUCACAGACGGCAGCAAGCGCUCUCAGACGGCAGCAAGCGCUCACAGACGGCAGCAAGCGCUCACAGACGGCAGCAAGCGCUCUCAGACGGCAGCAAGCGCUCACAGACGGCAGCAAGCGCUCUCAGACGGCAGCAAGCGCUCACAGACGGCAGCAAGCACUAUCAGACGGCAGCAAGCACUAUCAGACUGCAGCAAGCGCUCACAGACGGCAGCAAGCACUCUCAGACGGCAGCAAGCGUUCACAGACGGCAGCAAGCACUAUCAGACGGCAGCAAGCGCUCUCAGACGGCAGCAAGCGCUCUCAGACGGCAGCAAGCGCUCUCAGACGGCAGCAAGCGUUCACAGACGGCAGCAAGCACUAUCAGACGGCAGCAAGCACUAUCAGACGGCAGCAAGCGCUCACAGACGGCAGCAAGCACUAUCAGACGGCAGCAAGCACUAUCAGACGGCAGCAAGCGUUCACAGACGGCAGCAAGCGCUCUCAGACGGCAGCAAGCGUUCACAGACGGCAGCAAGCACUAUCAGACGGCAGCAAGCGCUCACAGACGGCAGCAAGCACUAUCAGACGGCAGCAAGCACUAUCAGACGGCAGCAAGCGCUCACAGACGGCAGCAAGCGCUCACAGACGGCAGCAAGCACUAUCAGACGGCAGCAAGCGCUCACAGACGGCAGCAAGCACUAUCAGACGGCAGCAAGCACUAUCAGACGGCAGCAAGCGUUCACAGACGGCAGCAAGCGCUCUCAGACGGCAGCAAGCGUUCACAGACGGCAGCAAGCACUAUCAGACGGCAGCAAGCACUAUCAGACGGCAGCAAGCGCUCACAGACGGCAGCAAGCACUAUCAGACGGCAGCAAGCACUAUCAGACGGCAGCAAGCGCUCACAGACGGCAGCAAGCACUAUCAGACGGCAGCAAGCGCUCACAGACGGCAGCAAGCACUCUCAGACGGCAGAAAGCGUUCACAGACGGCAGCAAGCGCUCUCAGACGGCAGCAAGCGUUCACAGACGGCAGCAAGCACUAUCAGACGGCAGCAAGCGCUCACAGACGGCAGCAAGCGCUCUCAGACGGCAGUAAGCGUUCACAGACGGCAGCAAGCACUAUCAGGCGGCAGCAAGCACUCUCAGACGGCAGCAAGCACUAUCAGACGGCAGCAAGCACUCUCAGACGGCAGCAAGCGCUCACAGACGGCAGCAAGCGCUCACAGACGGCAGCAAGCGCUCUCAGACGGCAGCAAGCGCUCACAGACGGCAGCAAGCGCUCACAGACGGCAGCAAGCGCUCUCAGACGGCAGCAAGCGCUCUCAGACGGCAGCAAGCGCUCACAGACGGCAGCAAGCGCUCUCAGACGGCAGCAAGCGCUCUCAGACGGCAGCAAGCGCUCUCAGACGGCAGCAAGCGCUCACAGACGGCAGCAAGCGCUCUCAGACGGCAGCAAGCGCUCUCAGACGGCAGCAAGCGCUCUCAGACGGCAGCAAGCGUUCACAGACGGCAGCAAGCACUAUCAGACGGCAGCAAGCGCUCACAGACGGCAGCAAGCACUAUCAGACGGCAGCAAGCACUAUCAGACGGCAGCAAGCGUUCACAGACGGCAGCAAGCGCUCUCAGACGGCAGCAAGCGUUCACAGACGGCAGCAAGCACUAUCAGACGGCAGCAAGCACUCUCAGACGGCAGCAAGCACUAUCAGACGGCAGCAAGCACUCUCAGACGGCAGCAAGCGCUCUCAGACGGCAGCAAGCGCUCUCAGACGGCUCCAAGCGCUCUCAGGCGGCAGCAAGCGCUCACAGACGGCAGCAAGCGCUCUCAGACGGCAGCAAGCGUUCACAGAUGGCAGCAAGCACUAUCAGACGGCAGCAAGCGCUCUCAGACGGCAGCAAGCGCUCUCAGACGGCUCCAAGCGCUCUCAGGCGGCAGCAAGCGCUCACAGACGGCAGCAAGCGCUCUCAGACGGCAGCAAGCGUUCACAGACGGCAGCAAGCACUAUCAGACGGCAGCAACCCCACGUGGACGACGGAGGCGGGGAGGAAGGGGCGCCCCGGGACGCCCACGCCGGAAGG